Messenger RNA from Bipolaris maydis ATCC 48331, 599 nucleotides. The record is from RefSeq and is a predicted model, not a curated record. NCBI's taxonomy places the organism in Eukaryota, Fungi, Ascomycota, Dothideomycetes, Pleosporales, Pleosporaceae.
CCUAUUUGUUACAAACUGCGGCCAACAAACCCGUGCGUGGCACUCUUCUCCUUCAUGUGGACACACCUCAGACCCGCGGAGUAAGUAAUAGGGGGAGGUUAUGGUGGCAGUGUUGGCCAAGCUGGCCGCAUGCUAUAACCAGGACGCGUGCUAUCAUGUCCGACGCAUGAGAAUUCAAGAAUUGUCAACCUCUUUUUGGUGCCAUGCGGCGGCUACCAGACCAACCGUCAAAACAUGAGGUUCGUAGAUAUGCCGGGUUGACCGCGCGCGAAUGGGAUGACGUAUUUGUUGCGAUAAUAACCAAAGAAGCCAGGAGGCUCAGAGAACAAGACCCUGACAUACUAUGGAGGGCUCUCAGUCAAGAGGCAAAGAACGCGAUUGUGAACAAUGUCAACCAGAAGCUAGCCGAAAAGAGCAUCCGUCCAGUGAGCUUGGAAGUCGUAGGGAAACGUCUCGGUCUAUCGUUAACUCGCAUGAAGCAUGAAGCUCGCAAGAAAGCUUUGGCUGCGAAACAAAAGGCAUCUACUAAUGCUGCUGCCGUUGCUACUAGCAUGCCGGCCCAACGAGCCCGACCUUAUGACCCUGUGCGAGACCUAUGA